Molecule: messenger RNA, 4387 nt
Organism: Fukomys damarensis (Damara mole-rat)
Lineage: Eukaryota; Metazoa; Chordata; Mammalia; Rodentia; Bathyergidae
Gene: Gopc
Product: golgi associated PDZ and coiled-coil motif containing
Exons: 9
Coding region: 3-1307 (434 amino acids)
Biological process (GO): negative regulation of protein localization to cell surface
Cellular component (GO): membrane; trans-Golgi network transport vesicle; Golgi apparatus
Molecular function (GO): transmembrane transporter binding
Source: RefSeq, a predicted model, not a curated record
ACAUGUUCCGGUGGCUGGAGGUGCUGGAGAAGGAGUUCGACAAGGCCUUCGUGGACGUGGACCUGCUGCUGGGCGAGAUCGACCCGGACCAAGCCGACAUCACCUACGAGGGGCGGCAGAAGAUGACGAGCCUUAGCUCCUGCUUCGCGCAGCUGUGCCACAAGGCGCAGACCGUGUCGCAGAUCAACCACAAGCUGGAGGCACAGUUGGUGGACCUGAGAUCUGAACUGACAGAGACUCAAGCAGAGAAAGUUGUGCUGGAGAAGGAGGUCCAUGACCAGCUCUUACAGUUGCACUCCAUCCAGCUGCAGCUUCAUGCGAAAACUGGGCCCAGUGUCGACUCUGGUACCAUCAAGGCAAAACUGUCUGUCCCUUCUGUGGAAGAGCUGGAAAGAGAGCUUGAAGCAAACAAAACAGAAAAAGUGAAAGAAGCCCAGCUGGAAGCCGAAGUGAAAUUGCUGCGAAAGGAGAACGAAGCCCUCCGCAGACACAUAGCCGUUCUCCAGGCCGAGGUGUACGGGGCCAGGCUGGCCGCCAAGUACCUGGACAAGGAGCUGGCGGGGAGGGUCCAGCAAAUACAGUUACUAGGACGAGACAUGAAGGGUCCUGCUCAUGAUAAGCUUUGGAACCAGCUAGAAGCUGAAAUCCAUUUGCACCGGCACAAGACGGUCAUCAGAGCCUGCAGGGGACGGAACGACUUGAAACGACCCAUGCAGGCACCUCCAGGCCACGAUCAAGACUCUUUAAAGAAAAGCCAAGGAGUUGGUCCCAUUAGAAAAAUUCUUCUCCUUAAGGAAGACCACGAGGGCCUUGGCAUUUCAAUUACAGGUGGGAAGGAACACGGUGUCCCCAUCCUCAUCUCUGAGAUCCAUCCCGGGCAGCCUGCUGACAGAUGUGGAGGCCUGCAUGUCGGGGACGCCAUUCUGGCAGUCAACGGAGUUAACCUGAGGGACACGAAGCAUAAAGAAGCCGUAACCAUACUUUCCCAGCAGAGGGGAGAGAUUGAAUUCGAAGUGGUGUACGUGGCUCCUGAAGUGGACUCUGAUGACGAGAAUGUGGAGUAUGAAGAUGAGAGUGGGCAUCGUUACCGUCUGUACCUUGAUGAAUUGGAAGGUGGCGGCAACCCUGGUGCUAGUUGCAAAGACACCAGUGGGGAAGGCAGAGCGUUCCCAGGCUAUAAUAAGAAGACAGUCACUGAUGCCCAGGAGAAUGGAGACCUGGGAACUUCAAGUGAGACUCAGCUGGACGAUACGGCUUCAAAAUUAGAUGACCUGCACGGUGGCCUGUAUCAUAAAAAGUCUUUCUGAGCAUCUGCAGCUCCAGACAGGAUGGCUCAUCAGACUUUGUUUGAAUUGGGGGUACCAGAGAGGGUGGUGACAAAGACCAUCCCGGGUUGAGAGAGGCUGUUUGUUGCCUAGAGAAAGGCAGGUACGUCAGGGCUUCGUGCGAACAGUUCCAAAUGCACACCCCGCUUUUCCGUGGUACACCACAAUUAGUUAGCUAUUGCAUGUAAGGCAGUUUUGAUUUACCUGAAGUUGUAAGCACCAAAGCAUGUGUUUCCCAAAGGAAUAUUGUAUUGCUAGGCUCUUAAGUACCAAAUGAAGCACUACUAUUUUAUUUGAUUCCCUUCUUAUUUGGAAGCUGGACAGUGCCAACUGGACUUUUAUUAAAAAUAGUCAUUAUUCAGGAGUAAGGGAGUUCACAUAUAUUUCAGAAUAUUAACUGUGGUGUUUCAAAGGACAGAACUGACUCAGUGAAUUGAGUCUGCACAAGGCAAGGCAGAAAUGUAGGCUUAAUUUUUUAUUUUAACUGAAAGAAUGGUUUUAGGUUUUUUAAAAAAUGUGCAUCCAGAUGCCUGAACUCUUUAUGGUCAUUUAUUGUAAUGUGUUUGCCUUCUGAGUUUCAUUCAGUGUAGUACAAAAUAGUUUUCUUAAAGCAAUCCUUUAUAAAUCAAUGGUGCACUAGAAGUGUUUCUGAAAAGUUACUGUAAAUUUUACUUUUGGAUUUUAAAGGAAAUGGAGAUGAAUGUAGAAUACUUGUUCUCAAUUAUGUUGAUCCAUAUGCAUGGUUUUGGAGCAUUACAUUAUUAAUGUUUAGUCUCAAAUGUUUAUUUUUCUGGGGACCGUGAAAAAGUUUUGUACUUUUUGAGUUGUUUAUAGUUUCUCUUGUGAUAGUCCUGGCAUGUGAAGAUAAAUCUUUCUGGCGGGAAAGGCUUAUAUUUGUACUGUGUCAUGAAGUACUGAGCUCAAAAGAGCAGUUUUCUCUUACAUACCUGGUUUGCCAGUCACCUGCAUAGCUGGAGGCUGAGGCGGACAAGAGGAGGUGAUGGUCCCUGCUUGGGUUGACACUGGGAUGUGUGCGUGUGCGUGUGCGUGUGUGUGUGUGUGUGUGUGUGUGUGUCUGAAGGGUUUGCAUGUGCACACCUCAGCUUGCUCUUCUCUUGUCCCAGGGUAAGCAGAGUUCCUUCUCUGUUGGCUGCUCCAUAGGCUGUCCUAGCCUUCUGAGGAAAAUGAAAACGUUACAUUUGAAGAGGUGGUAAUUUCUGCUCCUGUCACUGUUUAAAAGAAGUAAACGUUUAAGGGUGUACUAAAGGGAGAAAAGCCUCCGAAGCUUUUAGAAUAUUAUCAGUGUCUCAUUUCUAGUAUUCAGAUGCUAUGUUGAUAAGACAUUUUGUCUUUCCAAGAUGCACUAUAUAUUUGUUCAAAGUUAAAUCUGUAAGCUGUAUAUACUUUAUUUCAUGAUUUUGCUAUUUAUAAAUUUAUGUUUUAACAAUAGCUUAUUUAGAGUUUGUUUUGGUGGCUUUAUUCAUCCCUAUAUCACCGUGUUAAUUUGUAACUAGAAGUGCACUUCACGGUGUAUAUUGCUACUGGGAUUAAAAUACUUCGUAGUAUAUAUAACAUUGCCUUUAAGCAAGAGUUAGUAUUUAAUGUUAGUGUUGCUCCUGACCGGGGGUGGGGUGGGUAUCUAGGCUUCUUAAAAGAAAAAGGUGGAUUUUUUCUUCAUGCAUCCCCUGUGUAAAACACACAGCCACACAUGACACUGCAAACUGGAUUUUAGCCAGUGUAUUCAUUUAGUAAAGAAAAGUGCCUCAGUAGCCGGUCUGAAAACAUGAAACCAUGUUGCUAUCUUAAAGUCAACUGACCAUAGUGUUUCUUUAGAGAUAUCCUGUAUCUACUAGGACUGAGCCCUUGGUAAGUUUAAGCUAUACUCCUUUGAUUUUUCAGGAAACACAUAAUAAGACUACAAGGAGUUUUAGAACCUUACUAGCAUUUUUGUGAGUGUGCUCUGUAAGUUGGAUUGUAUGCGAUGGUUGUGAAACUCCGCUCAAGGCUGACAGUACAUUGAAAGGUUUCUACACAGUAGCACCCUUUUCCUCCCCUCACGUGUUUGCACUCAUGUUGAGAGCUCUGUCGCUUAGAAGCCACUGUGAGCUUCUGGUGGUGCCAAAACCACAUUGUUGCACACUUGUGUUAGGAUAUACAGCCUUGAGGAUGAACUAAUAGUUACAGGCUUUUCCCAAAGGCCCGAGUGAGAACCAGUUCUGGUACUUUCACAUUUAUAGUAGGAAAACGCAUGUAAUACUGACACUUCUAGGAAAAAGCCAAGCAGAUAAGAAACAGUGAAAAAGUGAAGAAAAAAAUACACAGAAAAACAGUAGUUGAGAGAGUGUCCAAUGGAAGUAUAUGUGUAUAUGUGUUUACGGUUAACUUCAGAUUCUACUCUGUAGCAUUUCUGAUAGGAAUAUGAUGAAAAUACAUUAUUGCUAAGAUACUUGUAAGAAAGAUUAAAAUUCUGCGAGUGUUGGCAAUUAUCAUUGAAGUUACCAAAAGUUAGCACAACCUGUCCAUGGUGCUGGUUUUUUCCCCUACCACAGUGGACUUAUUUUUCCCUUCUAGAAACAAAAAUGCAGUGAUUCAUACACAAAUUGCACAUUGACAUUCUUAUGUAAUCUGCUAUUGCACCUCUUCCAGCCUUCCUCCUGGGGUGGCUUCAGACCUGUAAGAUUUAUGACAAAUGUAUUAUAUCUAGUUGAGUUUAAUAUUUUUUUAUUAGCCUGUAAAUAAAGAAGGCAUCUCCUACAUUAAAAUGGUAUUGACCUCAUUUUAAAAAAUAAACAUUUUUUUGUUUCUUUCACAUGAAAUAUAUUUUGGUUUAUUAUUUAUUCCAAGUUGUACCAAAGCAUUGAAGUCCAUGCAAAAGCUUGACCUGGUUUGGGAGGGGUAGGAAUUAAUUGUUUAAUCAUAAGAACUGUUUAAUAUGAAUUAGUUGAAAACAUAUUUGUUGAAAGAACUUCCAGAGCAACUGCAGGGGCAACUUUUCUGUAGAAACUUAGCAGAUGGCAAAAUAAAAGAAGAAAAAAAAGCCCUGGUCUGCUUGACUUUAGUUU